AUGCAGCUCUUCAUCCCGAAGGUGGAAAUAGCAGACCUGAUGUGGUCUGUGCCUCCACCUACCCCAGAAGAAGCUUUGCAGGCACAUCAAGUCACGCGCAUUGAGAAUCUUGCAGCACUUCCCGGUGCACUCAACGAGCAGUUGAAAGCAUAUCCGGAUGCGGCUUUCCAUAUUCUUCCGGCAAACUCACCACUCUUCCCCACCCUUCCAGCAGAAUAUGCGGCGCUUAUACUAUCGAAUAACGUCCUUGUGACGGACAAGUAUCUUCUUACCGCAGUCCAUCGUGCACGACUUACCAAGGACCAUGAUGAGAUUGAGGCGAUCAAGAAGGCGACUGCCAUCAGUUCUCGUGCUCAUGAGGUCGUGAUGCGAGUGCUAGGCCAGGGUGUUAGAGGUGCAAUUACGCGGGGCAAAGGUGCAGGCGUGGGUCGACCGCUAUUGCCCAGCGAGUGGCUCAUCGAGAAGGAAGCCGAAGCCGAGGCACUAUUUGUAGCUUCCUGUCGGCGAGAGGGCUCGAUCCAUCAAGCAUACCUCCCAAUUGUUGCUGCAUCAACUCGCGCCUCUACCCUGCAUUACUGUUGCAAUGACCGCGAGUUCGCGUGGGGUCCUGUCCCCCCUAAUGUACACGAGAAUGGUGAUUGUCUCAGUCAUGAUGAAACGAGACAACUUCAUCCACAAGUGCUGCUCAUCGAUGCUGCAUGCGAAUGGGAUUGUUACGCAUCGGACAUUACUCGGACAAUGCCAGUGGGAAAUGGGGGUAAGUUCACCCCAGAAGCCAGGGCUAUCUACGAACUCGUGCUGGAAAUGCAAAAACUCUCCAUGGAAGCUCUCAAGCCGGGUGUCCACUGGGAUGUGAUUCAGUUGCUUUGUCAUCGCACACUUGUCCGAGGAUUUCAACGUCUUGGGAUCUUCUUGAACCCUAACUCGCCAAAUUCUGGAUCAUGGAAUGCCGAAGAGGCGAUCCUUGCUAGCGGUGUGAGCAGCGCUUUCUAUCCACAUGGGGUCGGGCACUCUCUCGGACUAGACGUGCACGACGUCCCGAGCGCAAGCAAGCCAGAAAAGAACGAUACUCUCGGGAAGGGUGUUGAAAUCGGGCAUGAAUCAUUUUAUACCUAUCUGCGUCUCCGAUUGCCCUUGGAAGAGGGCAUGGUUGUAACGGUUGAGCCUGGGGUAUAUUUCUCGCCGCACCUGCUAGCCCCAGUCCGCGACUCACGACACAUUGACCAUAAUGUUCUCAGGCGGUACGAGAGCGUGGGUGGUGUUCGGAUUGAGGACGUCGUCUUGAUCACUCGUGGUGGGUCCGAGAAUUUGACGACGGUUAGGAGCGACCCAGACUGGAUUGAGGCCAAUGGUGUCUCGCAAGUCGCAUCUUCUUUGGCAGGUUCGGAGAUACCCGAAACGCGUCUUCAAGAUCUACCUCUAGGCUCUCUGUCAGUGCUCGCUGAGUCGCUUGAGUCUUUGAUAAUAUCAAAAGCAGAAAAGUCAUACAUCCAAACAUCACUGCAUGCUAAUCCACCACUGCGCGCUGACGGCCGUUCUUUGUUGGACUUCCGAACUGUGCUGCUAGAAACUGGAGUCGCCCCACUGGCUAAUGGUAGUGCGAAACUUAACGUUGGAAAAAUUCGUUUAGAGGGCGGCGGUGGCACAGAAGUUCUUGCGGCUGCCAAGCUCGAAGUAGAGGAUGUCCAACAGGGAGACGGCGUCGAUGGCGGUAGGAUCGCUUGUUCAGUAACAUGCUCUCCUGCCGCAUAUCCCUACCUCACUUCCAAUGCGCUCGAUGAGCUCCAAUACGACAUGACCGCUGUUCUCCACCAGACACUCUCCCACCCGUCAUUGCACCCAAAAAACUUAGGUAUCCUUCCCGGAAAAAAAUCGUGGCUACUCAGUUUGGACGUCGUUGUACUCGCCGAUGCGGGUAACGUAUACGACGCGGUCUUCAUGGCGUCGCGAGCCGCGCUGUGGGACACGAAGGUUCCUCGCACUCGUCCCAUACAAUACCAAGCACGGGGAAGCACGCUUGCACCUCGGAAUGCGGACGUAGACAUGGAUGGGGAUGCGAGCGAACAGCAGGCCACAAGCGGCUUUGACACGAGAGACAUGACGAAAACUGCAGCGGACUUCGAGCUCCCAGAUUACUGGGACGAAGGGGAGGUACUUGAUUCGAGGGACAUAUGGCCAGUUUGCGUGACAUUAAACAUGUCACCUCCAAUACACUUCCUGGAUGCAACUCCUCCAGAAGAAGCUUCGACCCCUCUGAAACUUAUGCUGGCAUUCUCGUUCCCUCUCGGAUCCCCUUGUAGCUUACAGGCGAUGAGACUCUUGGGUCCUGGGGAGUUGACAACGGUACAGUUGAGGGCGCUCAUUGCGGAAGGGGAGAAAUAUGCUAGAGAUAUCUUUACCGCGCUAGAAGCGAAGUUGCACGAUGAAGAUGCGCGUAGACACGUGAAAGCCAGAGAUAAAUUUGCAGUUCGGUGA
Molecule: messenger RNA, 2475 nt
Organism: Fibroporia radiculosa
Lineage: Eukaryota; Fungi; Basidiomycota; Agaricomycetes; Polyporales; Fibroporiaceae
Exons: 10
Coding region: 1-2475 (824 amino acids)
Molecular function (GO): peptidase activity
Source: RefSeq, a predicted model, not a curated record